Messenger RNA from Podarcis raffonei (Aeolian wall lizard), 3780 nucleotides. Its product is annotated as pinopsin-like. Gene Ontology annotation, cellular component: photoreceptor outer segment; membrane. Bases 322 to 1485 code for a protein of 387 amino acids. Gene Ontology annotation, biological process: visual perception; G protein-coupled receptor signaling pathway. The record is from RefSeq and is a predicted model, not a curated record. NCBI's taxonomy places the organism in Eukaryota, Metazoa, Chordata, Lepidosauria, Squamata, Lacertidae. Gene Ontology annotation, molecular function: G protein-coupled receptor activity. The transcript is spliced from 4 exons.
UCCUUCGCUGAUUUGCGCUCCGUUGCGGCCAAGAGGCUUCCUGGUGGGUCCAUGCUCCUCUGCUAAAGGCGCACAGGUUUCGCCCGCUUCAGGGGUUGGGCUGGGCGCGUGGGUCCCUCUGGAGAAGAAUGUGUACUUGAGGGCUUGGUUGGAGAAGGUGCUCCGGGAAGGUUAGGGCAGAGCCAGCUGCUGCCCACACGCCUCUCUGGGAACUGUGCUGCUCGAGUGUUAGGCUGUCCUAAGUCGCGAGGUGCCCUGACAAUUUCUGCCAAAUCCGCACCCCGAAGGCUUGGAGCAGCGUCAAGGCGCUGCGCUGCUGUCAUGCUCUUGGCGCUGGGCGACCGGAGCCUCAACCUUUCCAACCAGAGCGCGGCGGGAAGCGCCGGUAACUUGAGUUUCGACAACCAGCUGCUGGCCUCUCCUGCUGGGAGCCUGGGACGGACGGGACACCUGACGGUGGCUGUGUGCCUGGGCGUCAUCUUGCUCCUGGGCAGCCUCAGCAACCUCCUGGUGGUGCUGAUCUUCGUCAAGUUCCAGGCCAUCCGGACGCCCAUCAACCUGAUCCUGCUCAACAUCAGCCUCAGCGACCUCCUGGUCUGCGUCUUCGGGACCUCUUUCAGUUUCGCUUCCAGCGUGCGCGGCCGUUGGCUCCUAGGCAAGGCCGGCUGCAAGUGGUACGGCUUCGCCAACUCCCUCUUCGGCAUCGUUUCCCUUACGUCUCUUUCCAUCCUCUCCUACGAACGCUACGCCACGGUCCGGCAGAGGCAGGCCAAUCCGGCUGUGUCCAGUUACACCAAGUCCUGGCUUUGCAUCAUUGGCUCCUGGAUCUACUCUUUGUUCUGGACCUUGCCGCCUCUUUUCGGCUGGAGCAGCUACGGCCCCGAAGGGCCCGGCAUGACCUGCUCUGUCUCUUGGCAUGCCAAGUCUCCCAGCAACUUCUCCUACAUCAUCUGCCUCUUCAUCUUCUGCCUUGUCUUGCCCCUCCUGACGAUGAUCUACUGCUAUGGGAAAAUCCUGCAGACGAUUAGAAAGCAGGUCUGUAGAUUCCACGUGACAUCUGUUCAGAAAAGAGAACACCACGUCCUGUUCAUGGUUGUGUCAAUGGUCACCUGUUACCUCCUCUGCUGGAUGCCAUAUGGAAUUGUCUCCCUGAUCGUGACAUUUGGCCAGCCCGGAAUAAUCAGCCCCUCAGUGAGCAUUAUCCCGUCCAUUCUGGCCAAGACUAGCACGUUUGUGAACCCCAUCCUUUACGUCCUCUUGAACAAGCAGUUUUACAAGUGUUUCAUCCUUCUCAUAAAAUGCGGGCCUGCACCAAAGCAACUGCAAACUACUUUGAAUUCAAAAGGAAGCCAGGAUUUCAACAAUGCAGCUGGUGGAACGUUCGAAAUCCAGUUGUCCUGCAUGCAAAGAGAUGAAAGGCCAAACCAAAGGGAUGCUGGACUCCCUCCUACAAGGAAGCAGAAAACUCCUGUGGUUUCACUAUGAGUCGUAGAGGCUUGAAGAGGCUUGUUCUGGCAUCUUCAGCCUCAUGCCCAUUUGAUGACUUGCACCUAGACUUCCAAACUGAUCCAAAGUCACACGUGCUUGCUCAAAACUUUGAGAGCAGUUAGAGGUGAGUGGAGGACCUUCUCUCUAGAAAUGCCCAGUGCUACCCUGCUUGUUGCUGGAGUGUAGCACCAGAGUGACAAAGCGUGACCUCUGCUGUAUGGAAAAGAAAUCAGAAGAUGCUGUCAGCUUUUUAGGUUUUGCACAGGAGAGCAGGUGACUCAUUGCUGCCUCUCUCUGCCAGCCAGUUCCAGUCAGAUGCCUGUCGACACUACUACAACUUUAUGCCACCUUUAUUGCAGUUUAAAUGUUGUGGCUUCCCCCAAGAUCAGAGGCGUAACUAGGUUCUCUUCCACUCUUGGCAAGGAGAUUUAUUGGUGCCUCCAAAUCAAGUGGAGAUCAUGGACCAGAAACUCAAAAGGUUUUGUUGUCACCUUCUGGCUCUGCAAGUGACUUCCUCCACGGCCAUUAGUGACUUCUAAUGCCAUGAGCAUUAGAAACUACCUUAUACUGCUGGCCUUUGUAGGCUAGGCAUCCUCAGUAUUCUUUUGACUACAGUCCCCAUCAGCCCUAGCCAAGGACGAUGGGACUUUUAGUCCAUAGCAUCUGGAAGGCACCAGUUUGUGGAAAGGCUGAUGCAGGCCCAGUUACCGUCAACCCAAACUGAGAACAACUGUCCAGGAUCUCAGGCAGAGAGGGGCCUAACUAUUGAGAGAUACUACCUGCUACCUGUGCCUCCUCUCUCAAUCUGUCUUGGCGUUUGUAUACUUCCUGGUAUGAUGCAAGCAAUGUCCUCAGGCCAGGCCUUGUGCAGAGCUUAGGCCGACGGCUACGUAAGGCACCGAGAAGAGCUCAGGUGUUGCUUCAGCGACAGCCAGGGCUCAUCCAAACUUACGCUUUUCCCGCUGCUUUCCUCCUCUUUACCACUGAAUUGGAGUAAACAUCAAUUGGGUUUUCUGCAGAUUAGUGUUUGUUCUGAUUCAGCAAUGAAGAGUUGGUUGUCCCAGGAAAAGCAGUGGGGCAAACAGAAAAACUGCUCAAACCUGUGGCUAGAAAGCAUGGGUCAAGCAGAAACCUCUCAGACCCAUGCUGUCUAGGCAUGGGACAAGCUUAAACAUGGACAAGCCCUGAGACGGAGCCCUAUGGUGGUACGUGUAUCCCAGUUGCAAACUCCACCUUCACUGCAAGGAGGCUCUGUGAUGAGGGAGUCCUCCAAAUCAGAGAUUGGCAGUGCUUCAUCUGUGAGCCAGAAGAACUCUGGCGCUACAUGCUCAUAUUGUGGAUGUGCUUCUGGGAUGCACUCUGUGUGCCAUUUCCCCCUCCGAACUAGAGUCCCUAGUCUCAAGUGGGAUCUUGAGACGGGAAUGAUUCCUGGCUCAUAAUGCCACCCAACUCACCCUGUCUCCUAGGUGGUUCAGAAAUAGAAGUCAAGAAAUGCAAAUCCAACCAGCGAGAGGCUUAAAAAAAGAAAAGAAAAGAUCAAUGCAGAAUCCACUGUCAGCAGAAAAUGAGCCUGAAACCAUUGUGAUGUGACAUGAGAUCACUAAAAACAUAGCACUCAAACCCAAUGAAAGAGGGAAACGAAAGAGAUGUAAACAGGCUGGAAGAGCAAAGGAAUCUCCACCUGAUGCCUACUUGUGUCAGUGUGAUGUGGCCGGUGGCAGAGCUUCAUGCUCUGGCACCGGGGGGCAGAGAGCAGGCGAUCCCCUUGCACUCCUCUUCCUCCGCUAGUGGAUGUGGCUACCAUUUGUCAGGCUGGUUUUUCCAAUAUGUUUCUCCAUCUUGAAUCUUGAAUCAUGGAGGAUCAUCUAGUAAAACCCUGUGCAGCUCUCUGCAGCCUUGUUCUUAUCAGCACCAUGCUUUAACAAACUGAGCUAUUUUGGGCUGCUAGAGCUGAUAGGACUUGCACCUGGAUAGCACUAGAUUGAGGAAGUUCUGGGAUAGUGUGUCAGACCAGGCCUAGGGAAAUUUGGAAUUCAUAUCUUGCCUCUGUCCUGAAGCUCAUUGGCCAAUCUUAUCCCAAUCUCUAUCAAAGGGUUGUUGCAAGAAUAAAAUUGCAGAGUUGGGGAGAAUCAUGUACACCACCUUGAAUUCCUGAGCAGCAUAGAAAUGUAGUAGGAUAAUAAAUCUUACCAUAUGAAUUGUCCCAGAACCAGUGAUCAUUAUUUUAGGUCCUUUUUCACGUGCCUCCUCCAUGAGAGAUCUGGAGGAUAGCAACACGAGAAUAGGUAUUUC